This is a messenger RNA of Austrofundulus limnaeus, 8503 nucleotides long. RefSeq names its product rp1 like 1a (gene rp1l1a). Gene Ontology annotation, cellular component: axoneme. The transcript has 8 exons. NCBI's taxonomy places the organism in Eukaryota, Metazoa, Chordata, Actinopteri, Cyprinodontiformes, Rivulidae. Gene Ontology annotation, biological process: photoreceptor cell development; axoneme assembly; intracellular signal transduction. The coding region runs from base 350 to 7327 and encodes 2325 amino acids. The record is from RefSeq and is a predicted model, not a curated record.
CACACACACACACACACACACACACACACACACACACACACACAUUCAGAUCCUUAAGCAGGCUUUUCUUUCUAUCCUUAGCUCUGUCCCCUCCCGUCUUCUGCCUGUCCAUCCCCCUCUCCCACUUAUACCUGAUUACCGGCUGCCAUUUUACCUUGAGAGCCUCAGACUUACAGCUUUCGUGUUACGUCUCAGAGUACGACUCAGGCUCAGACUUGAACAUGAAGAGAUUCACACAAGUGGUGCAGACUCUGGUCUGACUCGACCGCUCCAUCAACGCAUUUUCUCUGAACUUUUCCACGCCACUUUUGGACCAUGUUUCCUGGUUGCGUGCACGUGAGAUCAGAGCAUGCAAUCGGUCCAGACGGGGACGUGGGACCCCCGACCCCCGUCUAAAGAUGCCACGCCCCCUGUCUUCGAUUCRCGCGGCUCCCGUGUGACCUCGGCCGCCCCGGCCAAACGGAUCACCUUCUACAGAAGCGGCGACAGCCAGUUCGGUGGGGUCAGGAUGGCCAUCCACAAGCGCAGCUUUAAAUGUUUCGACACCCUGCUGGACGACCUUUCUCAAAAGGUCCCACUGCCGUUUGGUGUGCGGACUGUGACCACGCCCCGAGGCACACACACCAUCAAACACCUGGAGCAGCUCCAAGACGGUGGCUGCUACCUCUGCUCCGACCGCCGUCAAACUAAGCCCAUUGACAUGGAGCUGGCCAGCAAACGCCAAGGAACCUGGUACCAUCACAGCCGGAGGCCCCAGCGGCCCGAGAGCUCCUCUGCGAUGGCCCCUGGCCAUUUGCACUUGCUGCACAGGCAGCGCCGGAUCCUGCUGGUGAGGAACAGCGAGCCGGGAGUGAGGAGGAGCAUCGUGCUGAGCAGGAGGUCAACUAGAAGCCUGAAAUCUUUUCUCGAUGAAGCAUCAGAGGUGAUGCAGUUUCACGUCCGCAAACUCUACACCGUAGAAGGACGCAAGAUCGACAGCGUUCAGAGCUUGAUGACUUGUCCUGCCGUGCUGGUGUGUGUUGGCCGCGAAAGCUUCAGCCCGGCGCUCCUUAAUUUCAUCAGAAAAACCUCAGAGGAAAAACUGCCCGGCCUGGGCAGCAAGUCUCCUGGUCUGGGUCCACGGAUUCCUGGAAACGGGGCCCGAUCUCCUUCCACCCAAGGAGUGAGGUCUCCUUCUCGCAGAGCUCAGUCCAGAGCCAGCGAAUCCGAUGAAACGCAGAAAAACAAUAACUUUGGUUUGGAAACCAAGAAGAGCAUUAUCCACCCUCGCUCGGAUUCCUCCACUCGCUCCACUCGUUUCUCUAUGUCUUCUGAAAAGUCCUAUGGCGUUAGCUCUCAAGCGAGACCAGCCAUAUUGAAUGAUGACAUCGAAAAGCGUGUCUUAGUUAAUAAAGACGGAAGUCUAUCAGUAGAGAUGAGGGUGCGUUUUCGCCUCCAGAAUGAUGAAUCCAUACAGUGGUCAACACAAAUUAAAAAAUCACCCUCCCUGAUGAAUGACUGUUGCCCCCUGAGCCAAACACAAACACAUUACCUGCACCAGAGUCAAUCAGAAAGCUGUUCGGACCCCGACUCUGCCUCAUAUGAUGGUGUGGAUUAUUCUAAAUGUUCACUGGCAGAAAAKCACUGUCCCUGUUGCUACCAGAGACAUAACAAUCAAUUCGACUUGUGGGAAAACUUGACCAACAAGCACCGUCCUGUCCCGCCCACGCAUACGUCCAACCAUACCUCAAUGAGACAAGCACGCUCCUCGAGCUCAUCCUCAUCGUGCAAUUCGAGAAGGAUGGUUCGGUGCAGAGCGCGGCUCCCCGGGUCUCCCGGUGGCUCAGAGCAGAGCCAAUUUGUCCAGAAAGAGAUGUCUGUGACGGAGCAGGUGGAGCACAGUAUAGAGGUGGAUCGAGAUGGGGACACUCAGGUGGAGGUCUGCACAGUUAGUCGGUGCUGCAGCAGGUCUGAAGUGGUCACCAUGGAUGCUGAUCUUCUACCACCAAACAGAAAGUUGGUUGAGGGUGAGCUGACGAUGGGGCAAGAAGAAAACCGCCCUCUGUCUGCAAUUAGCAGCUCCUCGCGUGUUCUUCAGUCACUGAAAGAGGACCAAGAUGACGAGGACGAUCUACCACCCAGUGCUUCUCAGUGCUCCAACAGAACUGAACCAAUCCCUGCAGCUCACUUAGGUAAACAGCCAACUAGCAACGUCUCAGCCAAUUCGGCCCACUCUGUCAAACACAAGAGCCAAAAGGAGAACAAUGAAACAGACAGCAGGGUGCCGUUUGUGGCCUCCACGUGCCACUGUGGAGCAGCGACCCCGCACUCAGCAGCUGACACAGGUGAGCCCGAUCGAGUGCCUAGCUCCAGGUCCAACAUUAGCAAACCCAGAUCAGAAGGAGAAGGGGCAGCUGAUGUUGAGAGUGAAGACACAAACAGAGCUGCUGGUGGAUUAUCUCGUCACACAGGACGAUCAGUGAGCACUCCAAAGUCAUGGAUGUCUGACGUGUGUCCAAACUGUGGAGGCUGGAAAUGUGAGACUAACUCUCCACACCCUGUGUUUCUUUUCUCCAACAAGGAGAAUGAAAAUAGCUGCUGUGAUGAUGUGGCUUCAGUGUGCUCAGAAAAGAUCGGCCCUACCAUCAACGGUUCAAUCUCUGCUGUACUGAACACCUUGGAAAGGAGAGCACCAAGUGUCACGUCAACAGCUUCCAAUCCAAACUCAAAGGGGAAAAAUGAAAGCAGGGCUCCAAGUUCCACCUCAGCUACAAGCCUCAGGUCAAACAUGUCACACAAGUCUAAUUGUAAUGGUGUUAUAGCUGAAAAUGGCAACAAAAGAACCCCCAGUGCCAUGUCAGCUCAAUUGAACCUGUCUGCUAUGUCUAGAAAGUCCAAAUGCACAGCUGAAGCUGGGAAGGAAAGAAUAGCCAGCUCGUUGUCAGACAAAUCCAUUCCUUCAGACAAGUUUCCAAAGACAAACUGUCACUUAUGUACCGAAGAAGCUGUGUUAUCAGACAAAUUGGCCUCAGAAGAAGGUGACGAAGAAGCACGAGCUCCCAGUUUGCUCUCUGUUCGGUCAAAUGCUUCUGCCAAGUCUGGAAAAGCUGAAAGUAUUCUAUCGAAAAAAUCAACAAAAUCCAGUGUGUCAGCAAAGUCUGGAACACCUGACAAGUGUAAUCACAAUCAGAAUGCUGAAGCAGUAUCAGACAAACCCACUGAAGGGGCAACGGUAGAGGAAAGGUCAGCAAGCGUAGUGUCAGCAAAGUCUAAUACAUCCCGUAAAUCCACGAAAACUUCAGAAAGACCUUGUUCUUCCAGAUCCCCAAGUGCUACGUCAGGGAGAUCUUCUGCCAAGUCCCUCAAGUCAAACCAGACAAAAACGUCUCUACAUCACCAUGAAGCCAACAUUACAAUGUCCGAGAUGAAUGGAGACGAGACGGGAAACAGAAAAGACCUAGAAUGUGAACCUUCUUUGAAGUCUGGUGCUUCUCACAAGUCAAACUCAACCGGGAAUCUCACAAGUCCACAUAUUGCCAUCAUUAAAACACCAGGAAGUCCUGAUGAAGAGGGCACAGACACAAAAGGACAAGCUUCAAAUUUAUUGCAAGACUCAAAUAAUAAAAUGGCCGAUAUCGCUGUUACUGAGACCAACAGUGACUCUCAUGGCCAMACACUCUCACCAAGAAGACGACCAUCAUCCCGAACCCAUUCGCCCAAAGCUGCUUCCCCCAAACAAUCUCAGUCCCAGCAGUUGCUACCAAAACCYGAGGUUGGAGAACAGAGACUUGGCAGAUCCAGAUGUUGCUGUGGAGCAGCAUCAGCUCCUGAAAAGGAAGAAAAAGGAGAGGAUGAGGAAGAGGGGAAGUAUGAUGGGGCUUCUGAAAGAGCCUCUAGCAUCUUGUCAUCUUUAUCAAAAAGACAAAGGAAAGCAUCAGGAGGCACAGAGGCACCUACAAGUCAUAACUCAUCAGGAUCCAUCUCUCUUGGGCUACAGGAAGACCAAGAAAUAGAYGGUUCAGACAGCGGUAAAUCUGGUGUUUCUUUUCUCAAGAGCCCGGAGAAAUCCUCUGCCAAAGAAGAUCCAAAGAGAUCAGGGUCCACCGUGUCUGACGGUAACAAAGAAAUCAUUCCAGCCCAUCUUCUGGCAGAUGAUAUUCCUACUAUUAAAACACCUAAAGGAGGUGACAAUGMGGAUGAUGGGAGUGGAGAACAAACUACAGAAAGAGCAGCAAGUGCAAGUACGGUGAAAAGCAAGAGGUCUUGUAAAUCCUGUUGUAACUGCAGCAUCAAAGAAGCAGAUCAAAUGCUUGAUGGUAAGGAYGAGGAAAGAAAAAGUGUGAAAUCAACAUCAACAACAAAUGCCAGCAAAACGGAUACGCUGGGCAAAAUAUCGGGAAAUGCUACCAUUCAUAGAAAACCCCAUUCGAGGGCUAAGGUUAAAAAUGCCGUGAAAGAUAAUGCAAAUACUGACASUGAAAACCGAGACACCGAGACCAACAAGAAGGAAGGUAUCACACAAAACGAGGCACAGAGUACAUGCUCUCACAUUUCCCUCAGACCCACGUCAACGGCUUCAGCUCAGCAACGUACAGCAACUCACGAAUCAGUCAAAUCAUGUUUCAGUCCAGACAAAAGUCACAAGACUAAGUCCCAGAGAGGAAGCGAGGGCGGCAGUCCUUGUCCCGUACACAACCCCAGACCAAGCAGUAAAACCAAAGCAGGAAGUGAAAGUUCUGUGUCUGCUGAGAGGAGGGAAACUACUCCUGCUGCAUGCCAGCACAGCAAACAUUCAAAAUCCAGUGACAGGCCUCGAAGUGAGAAAAGUGAGAGGUCUCAUAAAAGCAGGAAUCGGAAGGAUCAGGAGGAUGCAGUGGAGCUUACACUCGAAUACCUACCCAACAAGUCCCCUAAUGAGGUUGUUAGCGAUUGGCUGCAGAGCAUUCCCACCAAAGGCGAAAUGCUGCCUUUUGACCAUGAGUUAAACGAGGAAGACGAGACGACGAAGCAGAUGCUUGAAACACCUGGGGAAGAGAUAGGAGCAACCGAGGAGAGCCCUAAUGAGGAGCAAGAGGACAAUGAUGACGACGCUGGACAGCAAGAUGUAGACAAAGACCGCAAAGUUGAUUGUGACGCCGAAAACCCAACKUUGGAUGAUUCGACAAGGACUUCAUCUCACUCCAAGAACUGGCAAUAUUCUGCAACUGUGAUGAAAGUUCUCUUAAGCUCUUCUCUAGGACGAUGCAGAAGCAUGCCUGAGGUAUCCCCAGUUUACGGUCGUAGACUGAGUACAUCAGCCAGGGGGCUUCUGGACUGCUUGGCUCAGCUCCAGCUUAUUGAACCCUCCAUGAGCUGCGAAAGUCAUCAACCAAAAGAACGUAAACAGCAGUACGAAGAGGUCAUGGCCAUCCUUCAGUCACUCUGGCUCCAUGAACCAAGGGACUUUGAGGUCGGGGAGACCAAGGACAGUAGAGUUUCAAAGCAGGUGACCCCACCAAGGUCCUCAUCUGGGGUGGGCAUGAGUAGUGGGUCAGACGGAUCAGGAAAAGGAAAUGGAAACCAAAGAGAAGAUGGAAUGUGCACUAACAAGAAAGAGGCUCCAGAAAAAGAGGACAGAAAUGGAAACGGCAGCGAUAAGGACACUGAAAUGGACCAUGAGGAGACAUUUAAAGCAGACACAACAAGAAAGAGUGAAGACCAAAAUAUGGUUCCUCAAAGUCAAGAGAGUCGAAAGACCACUGAAAACACCUCCUCGUCAGAGAAGAACUCUGCCAACGACAGCUUCAGAUACCCUACAGACAACGAAAGAGAAGCUCAGGAAGAUGUCCACUCAAGCGUCCCGCGAGCGCCCUUGUCCAAAAGACUCUCCCAGGACCCCGAUCCAGUCUGGGUCCUUCAACUCCUGCAGAAGCUAGAGAAACAGUUCAUGAGCCACUACAUCCAGGCCAUGGCGGAGUUCAAAGUCCGCUGGGACCUGGACGAUAGCCUCGUCCUGGACGCCAUGAUCGCCGAGCUGAGGGACGAGGUGAGCCGGCGCAUCCAGAGCAGCAUCCAGCGAGAGAUGAAGAAAAUUCAGAGUCGAGCUGGGAAAGGGGGCAAGUGGCCUCGGCCACCGCAGUUGGCCAGCAUCUCCAGGGACUCCACCAUGACGGAGAAGAGGCGUCGAAUAAUGAAGGUUAUGAAGAACCAGUCGGUAAAAACUGCAGACUCUGUCAGUGACGAGGACAUGACAGGGAGCGAUCAGCGAAGUGACGAUGAGUACUGCCCCUGUGACGCUUGCGUUCGCAAGAAAAUGGCCGCCCGGCCUCUCAAAAAGAACCCGCUGGCGGCUGAAUGCCCCGUUAUGAUGGAGUUUGAUCUUCGCAAGAUCCUGCAGCUUAAAAAGAGCCCAGCACCCUCAACCAUGGCAGCACCGCAACACGCAGAGGAGGAAGACGAAGAAGCAAGGAAUUUAGAAAUGGUUGAGGAAGAAGAGGAGGAGGAAACCAAGGUGCAUACAAAAACCGACGCUGUUUUAGAGGAGACAAUUCUAGAAGGAGAUGAGGAGGUACUGCRGGAGAAAAACAAGAGCAAGGAACAAAACAGCGUGGAAGCUGAGGAGCAGGAUGAAGGAGAAACAAKCGAACAAGAUGAGACAUCUGAAAAUGAAGAGGAAGAGGAGGAAGAGGGGUGCACCUGUCCAUCUACUAAAGAUGAAGAUGAGAGCAGCAGAGAAGAAGAAACAAGCAACUGCACAGAUAAGUCAGGAGAGGAGACAGGGGAGGAAGAGGRGGAGAGUGACAAAGAGACRGUGAAGGAGGGAACCGCUGGGAAGGAMGAACAGACGCUGGUGGAGGAGGUUAUGGAGGGAAACAUCAGCACAGAGGCGGAGGAUGAAGAUGAUGAGGAUGAUGGAACGGAAGACGAAGAGUCACACGACCAAGAGACAGGGAGCGAGAGCAAGGAGCAAGAUGAAGAUGCGUCUGAGGAGGAGAGAGUCUCACCACAGAGCCAGGCUGAGAUCCCGGUUGGGACUGAAGGUGAAGAGGCCGACGUCGAGGACUCGGAUGACAGCAAACCUGAUAACARCACUGAAGAAUCUGGACGCGAGGAGGCUGGAGGCUUGGGUGACGAGAAGGAGAAUGACGGCGAAGAGAAYGAGGAAGACAUCGUAGAGGAGUUCRAGUAUGUAGAAAAGAGCGAGGAGGAGGAAGAGGCUAAAGCCAAAAACGAAGACGGGACUUUGCUGCAUCAGUUCACCAGGACAUCUGUGGAGUCCCAGCCUGGCUCAGUAGAAGACAGCGACGCAGAUUUAACCUCAAAUCUGGUGGAUUCUACGAAAGCCAUGAAAGGAGUUUCCAGGCGGUGACAGGAGCAGCCAAUCAUGAGCCAGGGCAAACUCAAGAAGGCAGACAUCAAUAACUGAUAACUCUUAACGUGAUUAGUUGAGUCUAUCUUUCGAGUUGAAGACGGUCUUCAACACUCAAAGCACUUUACUUUUCCAGGACAGCUGUAAGAAGAUUCAGUCAUUAUCWUUUCUAUAGACGUGUCCCAUGAUUGUAGAAAGUUGAAACAAACACUACACUUUAUUCAAUCACAUAUUCUAUAUUUGUAAUAUGUAUUUUAUUCAUAUUUCUGAAAUUACCUGUACGCAUUAAGAAACAUAUUAUUGUUAUUCAYRUGUGACCUGUGUUGGCAAAAUGCWUCACAAAGAGGAMGAGUUAAUAUUUUAAAAAUUUUCAUCUCAAAAACUUCYAAACAAUCUGCAGUUUGUUGAAAUUUGGCAGCAAGCUCGUUUUGUUUAGCUGGUUUAAACACUAGAUUUUUUAUUGGUCUGGRAUGAUGUCAUCAGGAGUUCACAAGCUUCCUGAUGACAAUGAAACAUUAAAUGAAGGGAYUUCCCAGCAGAGAAGAUGGUCAGUUUCAAAGGAAAAUAUACCUGAAUAUUAUUAYUGUGUUCCACUUAUCAGCUAACAGCUAAUAGCAGAACAAAUUUUUCAUUUAGCACAUUGGCAUUUCACUAACCUUAAAACAGUUAGCAGAUCAAUUAGCUUMCAGUAAAUUAGGUUUUGCCAACUUUAAGUCAGCUAACAGCUAACAAACUACCAUUAAUAGGUUUGUCAGUCCCACCAGUCAGUUGUCUUAGAGGUUAGUGAUUAGCUAUUAGUUUUAGCUUCCGUUCGUUUUUUUCUUUUCUUUUGUGAGUUAGCGUGAGCAAAGGUGUGUUUUGUUAGUUAUAUGAGUUAGCAAAGCUAACGUUUUGAUUGUGCCCAUCACUAGAUGGCAUUUUUAUUAAGUUAUUUUUAUGUAAAAAAUCUGUAUUUUUACAUUUUUGUCCCUGGAGCCUGAGAACAUUCUGACUCAUUUUGCCAGCACGGGUCACAAAUUUUUUAAAUGAUAAUUAUCUGUUACCAGAUUCUAUAGCCAAUGAUAACAUACUUCAAAAAUCAUUCUGUUGACUGUUUAUGGUGUAUUUUUGACAGAAUCUGUACGUCACGGUUUAUAAAGGUGAUUAGGACCCAGGACACUAGAAGCUCAAGUUCAA